UAUACCAAUCUAUGGGAUGUAAUGGAUAAAUUACGUACUUCCGAUGGCAAAUCUCAAAUAAAUGUAUUAUCUCUAGGUUAUAUCAAGAACAGACUGAAAAGAUGAAAUGCUUUAUCCUAAUAUUCUUCCUAGCACUUCAGCUGGUGAAACCUAGUGAUUCAAAGCUAUGCUACGAUAAAACCUGUUUUAAGGAAAAUUGUCUGCAAGAAGCCAUUGAUUCAAACACCGUAUCAACAUGCCAAAUGGACGAAUCCUACGGUUGCGCUUAUACGAAAAUGGUAAGCAGCAGUGUGUUGAUCAUAGCAAAAUGUUCUGAUAAUAAGUGUAGGCCGUUCCACACAGCGCCAGUACAAGAGACACUAUGCUGCAGCGGUGACUUGUGUAAUAAUGGAACCCAUAUACCAGAUAAAUCAUCAACGACACACUGUCAUUCCUAUAUGUGUGCCUCCGGUUUGGAUUGUUUACAGAAAGGCAUUUCAGAUGGUUAUUCCCGUACGUGCCCGAUGGACCCACAGUAUGGCUGCUAUGUUCAUAAAUCAAAAGGCGGGAGUGUUACAUCAGUGACAGCCGGGUGCUCUGAAAGACUAUGCAAGCCGUCAUUCCAUCAAUAUGGCGAAAACCAAAAUGAGUACAUGUGCUGCACAGAUAAUCUUUGCAAUGACGGAAAUAAAAAGGAUGCCAGUGAUGACAUAGGCGAUAAAAGUGGCGCGUACUUUGUAUCCCCAAAUCUCUCAGCCAUAGUGAUCACCAUUUUAACGGCAUUUUCUGUGUUUAGUCUCAAUUUCGAAUUUUAAAAUCAAUUAAAUCUGAUUUAUAUUAUCGACUAGAACCACACUACAUCUGAUGAUAUCUAGUGGAACUUAACCUAAAAGAAAACCUGCAUUUACUAGCAUUUAAACGGACAGUUGGGAGAUAAUGUUUGCCUUCUUUUUACACAUCAAAGUAUCCAUGAGUUAAAUACAACAGAUCUAAGAAAAUGCUAAGAUAUUUUGCCGAUGUCUCAAAUAUUAUCCGAGGUAUAUUUUAUAAAAUGUGGCGUACGUUUUGUUUGUUUAUAUUUGUCUUACAGAAAUUUCAAUAAAGUAUAUUUUAGCUA
Messenger RNA from Mercenaria mercenaria, 1096 nucleotides. RefSeq lists its product as uncharacterized. The transcript has 7 exons. The record is from RefSeq and is a predicted model, not a curated record. Bases 102 to 794 code for a protein of 230 amino acids. NCBI's taxonomy places the organism in Eukaryota, Metazoa, Mollusca, Bivalvia, Venerida, Veneridae.